AAGCCUUACGCAUGUGAUCAGUGUGGGAAUAAUUUCUGUUUGGAAGGAACUGUAUUGCACCGAUUACUACUACAGUGUCAACCAUCUCAUAUAAUAAAAGAACACAAACUGAACAUGGGCUUUUUUACAGUUUCACUGAUUCUGCGUAUCUUAAAAUACACAUGAGGAUCCACACCGGAGAAAAGCCAUUUGUGUGUGAUCAGUGUGAAAGGAGAUUCUCAUUUAAAGCUAGACUUCAACUUCACAUGAGAAUCCACACCGGAGAGAAGCCAUAUGCAUGUGAUCUGUGCGGGAAGAGAUUCUCAAUCAAAGCAGAUCUUAAGAGUCACAUGAGAAUCCACACCGGAGAGAAGCCAUUCACAUGUGAUCAGUGUGAUAAAACAUUUUUGUGUGCUUCAAACCUGAAGAAACACUUGACAGUUCAUACAAAGGAGAAGCCACAUUCAUGCUCUGAAUGUGGAAAGAGUUUUUCACUCCCGCAAAGUUUAAAAGAACAUCAGAAAAUACAUACUGGUGUGAGAAAGUACAUGUGCUUUGAGUGUGACAAGACUUUUAUUACAGCACAGUGUUUAAAACGGCACCAGAGGAUUCACACUGGAGAGAAACCAUAUAAGUGUUCACACUGUGACAAGAGAUUCAGGGUGUUAGGAACAGUGUUGGGGCUAGUUACUCAAAAAAGUAAUAUAUUACAUAUUACAUAUUACUCUCAAAAAUAGUAAUGCGUUACUUUACUUUAUUACUCCCUGGAGAAAGUAACUAGUUAUAUUACUAGUUAUAUUACUAGUUACAUCUUUUUUUUCUUAAUUACUCUAUGAUUGCCUGAGAUGCAUCAGAUGGAGGGAGAACAUCCAAAGGAGGAGUGUUCUUUAGUGUCUUUAUCAGUGGCGGCUCCUGCCAAUUCUCUCCGGGGGGGGGGCAAAUGUUUGCUCUAUUAAUGAGGAGAGGUCACCCAUUCAAUUGAUAAAUUAACGGGUAGUUAAAGAUGUAAAGGGAACUGAACUACUAUAGUAUUAAUUAAAAAUAAACUGACAUUAGGAAUCAAUCUCUUGCACUCCUUAUUUUUCUAUAUCCGUGUUAACACUAUUCAGCAGCAUAUGAGGACUAACACCAGGAUGUGGUUUUUCCAAAAAAAAAAAAGCGUUUUACUUUUCGAUUUCAGUUUAAUAAGAAAUAAAUGAAGUCACAUAAAUCACUGUUUACACAACUCACUUGUAUUACUGCUCGUCAGUACACCUGUUCUCUAAUCAGCGGUUAAUUCCAUCAGGUGCGUGAUUUCACAUAGAGCAGCUGUUACUACACAGAGCCGUUAUUAACUGAGAAGAUGCGCAAAUCCACGUUCAUUUUCAGCGUUUAUUGGCACGGUUGUAUGAACAUAUGGUUCACGCACCUGAUGGAAUAAACCGCUGAUUAGAGAACCGGCUUUACUGACGAGAUGCGCAUUAACGAGCAGCCGAUCGUGAUCGGAGGAGCACCCCUACAAAAUAAUUACUGAAUCUCCACCCGUUGAAACUAGCUUUCUGUUGCUGGGAACCUUCCUCUGAAAAAGAGCUUGCCGUUGUUGACUCUUCCAUUCUCCCCAUCUGUCUGAGCGUGCCGCUCUGCUUCAGGCUGUCGACCAAUCAGUGAUGGUAAAUGAUACCUCGUGCCAAACCCAGACCAAUCGAUGUUCCAUUCACGCCCCCCUCCCCUUCCCUUCUGUUCUCUGUGUUGUGUGCCUUGUGUGUGAUGAAGGUGCUACUGGCAAAUGUAACGCAAGUAACUAGCUCGGGAAAACUGUAAUAAUAUUACCAUUUUCAGACGAGUAAUGCCUUACUGAAAAAAGUAAUAUUAUUACUUGUAUAUUAUUAUUAUUUGUAAAGCGUUACACCCAACACUGGUUAGGAAACAUGAAAGCACAUGAGAGGAUCCACAGCAUA
Messenger RNA from Carassius gibelio (silver crucian carp), 1916 nucleotides. RefSeq names its product zinc finger protein 679-like. Gene Ontology annotation, molecular function: DNA-binding transcription factor activity, RNA polymerase II-specific; RNA polymerase II cis-regulatory region sequence-specific DNA binding. Gene Ontology annotation, cellular component: transcription regulator complex; PcG protein complex. The record is from RefSeq and is a predicted model, not a curated record. The transcript has a single exon. Gene Ontology annotation, biological process: regulation of transcription by RNA polymerase II. Bases 162 to 716 code for a protein of 184 amino acids. Lineage: Eukaryota; Metazoa; Chordata; Actinopteri; Cypriniformes; Cyprinidae.